UCCUCCCACUAUCGGGGGACAGCCUUCUGCGGGCUCCCCCUCUCCGCCGCUACCGGGAGGAGCCGUUCCCCCGGUAUCGGCGGGAUUGGCUGCGGUUCCGUGACGCGGAGGGGUGGGACCGCAUUACCACCGGCAUGAGCGCGGCCGAGGGCCGGCCCCGGUGCCGCUGGGGCGGCGGCGAGGCGGUGCUCCGUGCCCGUGCCGAGGCCGCCGGUUACCGGAGGCUGCUGCGAGCCCGAGCCGCCGAGGUGGAGGCGUUGCGGGGCGCGGUGGGCGCGUUACACCGGCAGCUGGAGGGGCUGCGGGACCGGCGGAGCGGGGAGCUGGCCAAGUACCAGGAGCGGGUGGCGGAGCUGGAGCGGGAGAUCGGGGCGGCGGAGGCGGAGAUGGCCCGGUGCCUGCGGGAGUACCCGGCGCUGCUGCGGCUGCGGAUGGCGCUGGAGGCGGAGAUCGCCGCGUACCGGGAGAUGCUGGAGAGCGAGGAGCUCCGCCUGGGCGGCUUGGCCCCGCCGUGAGCCCCGGUGCCACCGCCGGAGCCCGGCCCUGCCGUUACCACCGGAGCCACGGUGCCGGGACCGGACCCUCAGCCCCACCACCGGCCCCCGGUUCCUCCGCCGGACCCCAGACCCCCGAUUCCUGCACCCCGGUUCCCUGGGACCCUCGGGACCUCUCUGGACUGACGGAGCCCCGGUCCCUCUGUCCCCCCGUUCCACGGGUGCCCCGGACUUGUGCCCGCCUGGCCCGGGAGCCCCGGGAGGGCGGCGCCCGUGGGGUCUCACACUCACCAGCCUCUCCGGGGCGGGGGUCCCGGCCCAGACCCCUGUGGAAGCACCUCAAUAAAGCCCCGUGGCAUCA
This is a messenger RNA of Zonotrichia leucophrys gambelii, 855 nucleotides long. Its product is annotated as alpha-internexin-like. The transcript has 3 exons. Gene Ontology annotation, cellular component: intermediate filament; postsynaptic intermediate filament cytoskeleton; axon. Gene Ontology annotation, biological process: neurofilament bundle assembly. The record is from RefSeq and is a predicted model, not a curated record. Gene Ontology annotation, molecular function: structural constituent of postsynaptic intermediate filament cytoskeleton. NCBI's taxonomy places the organism in Eukaryota, Metazoa, Chordata, Aves, Passeriformes, Passerellidae. Bases 135 to 515 code for a protein of 126 amino acids.